GAUAAGGUUUUAGACUAUAAAUGGCAGAGCAAGGGUCAAUGGGUGCCGGUCUUCUGAAGAAUUGGAAAGCUUACAUUCUCCACUAGGAUGGCAGAAGCAGGUGAGGUUUUGGGAAGGGAUCUGUUUCUCUUACAUUACCAAAAUGCGCUCAGGGGACCGCGCUGGGCAGCCUACCUGUGUUUUAAAGCAUUAAGUGUCGAGUGUAUUGAUUCUCCUAAAUCUGGAUAUUUUCGCAGUGACCGUGGUGUGCACGCAGAGAUUCGAUUUCUGGAGAACCUGAAAACCUUGGAUUGUGGACUUAGCUACACGGUCACUUGUUACUUGUCCUGGUCACCCUGUGCAGACUGCUCCAAGGCGUUAGUCAAAUUCCUGCACAACAAUCCAAACGUACAUAUUCUUAUCUUUGUGUCGCGCCUCUACCACAUUUACAAGAGGAAACAUCGUGAGGGUCUGAAGCUGCUGAAUCAUGCCGGAGUGCACCUCAAAGUCAUGAAUAAUGAACACUUUGAAUACUGCUGGAAAACCUUUGUUGAUCAUAAACAAAGCCCCUUCCCUCCUUGGGACGACAUUGUUGAAAACCACGCUCAUUAUCAAGAAGAGCUCACCGAUAUUCUCCAGCAGAACAGCCUUUGCGCAAGGGACGGGGUACGUGUGCUUAUCGUCGGGACCUCCAUGGUCCGGCAUGUGGAUAUUCCCAGAUGCAGCACUUCCUGUCACCCAUAUGCUCUCGUUAGAGAAGUCGAUGACGUCAUGCUUCAUCUACUGGCUCAAUGCCCGUCUGUCGCUACUGUGGUUGUUCAUGUAGGAACGUGGGACCACAAACUACUGAAGUCAGAGAAACUGAAAGAUGACUACAUCUCACUCAUAUCCACCAUCCAAGACUCAAAGAAGCGUGCCAUUGUUUCAGGUCCCUUUGUCCCCCCUUACUUUGGUGACCGAAGUAAUAUUUUGGAAGGGGAUCUGUUUCUCGGCCAAUACCAAAAUGCACGCGAUGCAUGGAUAAGGGCAACCUACCUGUGCUUUGAAGCAGAUGUCGAUUUGACUAACUCUAGAUGGUUUUGCAAUCAUCAGGGUAUACACGCAGAGAUGCAAUUCCUGGAGAACCUGAGAACCUUGGAUUGUGGACUCAGUUACAAGGUCACUUGUUACUUGUCCUGGUCUCCCUGUGCAGACUGCUCCGAGGCAUUAGUCAACUUCCUGUCCAACAAUCCAAAUGUAAAUCUUCGUAUCUUUGUGUCGCGCCUCUACCGCAUUGACGAGAGGAGAAAUCGUGAGGGCCUGAAGCUGCUGAAUGAUGCCGGAGUGCAUCUCAAAGUCAUGAAUAAUGAACACUUUGAAUACUGCUGGAAAACCUUUGUUGAUCAUAAACAAAGCCCCUUCCCUCCUUGGGACGACAUUGUUGAAAACCACGCUCAUUAUCAAGAAGAGCUCACCCAUAUUCUCCAGCAGAACAGCCUUUGCGCAAGGGACGGGGUACGUGUGCUUAUCGUCGGGACCUCCAUGGUCCGGCAUGUGGAUAUUCCCAGAUGCAGCACUUCCUGUCACCCAUAUGCUCUCGUUAGAGAAGUCGAUGACGUCAUGCUUCAUCUACUGGCUCAAUGCCCGUCUGUCGCUGCUGUGGUUGUUCAUGUAGGAACGUGGGACCACAAACUGCUGCAGUCAGAGAAACUGAAAGAUGACUACAUCUCACUCAUAUCCACCAUCCAAGACUCAAAGAAGCGUGCCAUUGUUUCAGGUCCAUUUGUCCCCCCUUACUUUGAUGACGUAAACUUUAGCCGUGUCAGACAACUCCACAUCUGGCUUAAAAGAUACUGUAUGAGCAAAAGCAUCCCCUAUGUGGACAACUUCACCACUUUUCUCAAUAGACCAUACCUUUUCAAAGCAGACUUCUUCCUCCCAAAUCACAUUGGAUCCCACCUAUUAUCAAUGAAUAUUGAACUCACUCUGCUCUCCUGCGAUGCAUUCUCAAACUGACGCUCAGUAAGCUCAGAAUUCCUGGAUCACUAUAGUACCCCCUGCUGUCCUCCUGCAACCAGUUCAGCCAAUUGAGUUAGACCACAAAAAUAAAGCAAUACCAAAAGUUUUUUCAAAAUAAUUUUUGUAGCUUUCAAAACUUUUUAUCGUUCUCCUUUUUUAAAGCUAAGGUACCAACAGCUUGUGUUUAUUUCUCUUACAGCCCAAUAUUUAUACAUCUUCACUUUCUGUAAAGCAGUGAUGUCCCCAAUGUCCAUCUUUGCCAAGAGUGAUAAGUAGAAGAAGAAAAUGCUCCUCCACUAUAUGGCAAAAGAUGACAGUUAUAGCCACAUGCUGCCAUUCAUACAAUAUAUAAGCUUUGUGCUUAAUUUAACAGUCCCAAAUUUUACACAAAUUAAAUCUGUGAGUAAAUUGUGAUUCAUAUAUCAUCAUUUCAGUAAACAAUAUACCCAUUCC
Molecule: messenger RNA, 2430 nt
Organism: Syngnathus acus (greater pipefish)
Lineage: Eukaryota; Metazoa; Chordata; Actinopteri; Syngnathiformes; Syngnathidae
Exons: 10
Coding region: 88-1974 (628 amino acids)
Biological process (GO): cytidine to uridine editing
Cellular component (GO): cytoplasm; nucleus
Molecular function (GO): cytidine deaminase activity; RNA binding; zinc ion binding
Source: RefSeq, a predicted model, not a curated record